Molecule: messenger RNA, 2320 nt
Organism: Exaiptasia diaphana
Lineage: Eukaryota; Metazoa; Cnidaria; Anthozoa; Actiniaria; Aiptasiidae
Product: tubulin epsilon chain
Exons: 8
Coding region: 79-1536 (485 amino acids)
Biological process (GO): mitotic cell cycle; microtubule cytoskeleton organization
Cellular component (GO): microtubule; cytoplasm
Molecular function (GO): GTP binding; structural constituent of cytoskeleton
Source: RefSeq, a predicted model, not a curated record
GACUUUACUCCAAAAACUUCAAAUAUUUCCUCUGAAAAUGGCUUAAAGUACGCCUAAUAAUUGCGUGAGAUCUAGAAAAUGACUCAAUCAAUCGUUGUACAAGUGGGACAAUGCGGCAACCAGAUUGGUUACAGAUUUUGGGACCUGGCUCUUCGAGAACAUGCAAAUACAAAUAAGAAUGGAAUAUUUGAUGAGUCAAUAAACAGUUUCUUYCGAAAUGUUGAUACAMGAUAUGAUAGAGACAUCCCUGUGGGGAAUUCAAAAGGCAAAAUAAAGUCAUUGAAAGCAAGAGCAGUGCUAAUUGACAUGGAGGAGGGUGUGGUUAAUGGAAUCCUUAAAGGGCCAUUACGAGAUGUCUUUGAUUGCCAACAGCUCAUUACUGACGUCUCUGGCUGUGGUAAUAAUUGGGCAACAGGCUACAUGAUGUAUGGAGAACAGUACAGAGAACAGAUAUCAGAGACCAUAAGACAUGCAGCUGAACUGUGCGACUGCCUGCAAUGUUUCUUUCUCAUCCAUUCMAUGGGAGGGGGUACAGGUUCUGGUCUUGGUACAUAUGUACUUAAUCUUCUUCAUGAUGAGUAUCCAGAUGUCUACAGGUUCACUACUGCUGUGUAUCCUUCAGCUGAUGAUGACGUCAUCACCUCUCCAUACAACAGUGUUUUAGCCAUGCAUCAAUUAACAGAAUAUGCAGAUUGUGUUUUACCAGUGGAAAACCAGGCCUUAGUGGACAUUUGUAACAAAGUACAAAGUGCUCUCCCACCAUCAAAGACAGGCAAAAAGGUGCAGAUCACCUUAGAUGGACCUCUUAAAGCAAAGGCAAAGAGUGCAAUAACAUGYAGCGAAGGGGGAAUUACUAAAGGCCCUGACAAACCAUUUGAUUCUAUGAACAAYAUAGUUGCMAACUUGAUACUAAACAUGACCAGUUCAGCUAGAUUUGAAGGAUCUUUGAAUGURGACUUGAAUGAAAUCACCAUGAACCUUGUACCUUUUCCUAAACUCCACUACCUAGUCUCAAGUCAGACCCCCCUGUAUGCGCUGACUGAUGUAAARCUCCCCCCUAGAAGACUCAAUCADAUGUUCACCGAUGGAUUCUCCAAGGACCACCAACUCAUCAAAGCUGACCCUAAACACAGCCUUUACCUGGCGUGUGCUUUGAUAGUAAGAGGAAAUGUUGAAGUUUCAGACAUUAGAAGAAAUAUUGAGCGAUUGAAGCCAUCUUUGAAGUUUAUUUAUUGGAAYCAGGAAGGAUGGAAGACAGGACUGUGUUCAGUUCCACCAGUUGGUCAUCCUUAUUCAUUACUAACACUUGCAAAUAAUUCUUGUAUCAAGAAUACUUUUCAUGAACUUAAGGAUCGUUUUAUGAGACUCUACAAGAGAAAAGCACAUGUACACCAUUAUACYAAUAUUGGUGGGUUAGAUGCGGGUCAGUUUGACACUAGUAUAGAAUCAUUGAMCUCGUUAAUGGAYGAGUAUACUUCGUUAGAGUCCAAUGCUGGGAAUAUUGUACAGUGCGUAGAAAGACUAAAGAUUGCAUAGAUUUAUUUUGUCAUAUCACCAGCACCAGACAAACAAGAAACAUUGGAUCAUAAAAUAUUGGAUGACCCCAUGGUUUAUAUUCUUAAGGCUGGAUACUGUUUCUCUCUCUGCUCUCAAGAAGUUCUUUUUACGAAUCUUAUAAAUAUCUGCUACUUACAGCUAAGAAGAAUGUUUUUAUCUCAGAGGGUAUUUCCACAGAGAGAUAAGAGAGGAAUGGGCAACAGACUUGCAUGUCCCUGGUUUCCCACAGAUAAACAACGGGCCUUUUGCAUGAAACGAUCACAUGGUACUAAAUCCUCCAUACUGGAUGGCAAAAGAAUGUAAACAACCCCAAAAAAAGGAAUGCAUGCCAUCAAGCUUGACUUUUCUUGGUUUUGAACAUCCCAGUAGGUAUUUUCCCAUCCAGUAUUAUGGUGAAUUCAGUACCAUGUGACCAUUUCAUGCAAAAUACCUAUUACUGUUUUGACACUGUUUGAUUAAACUCCUAUAGUUAAUUUGAUGAGAGACCAGCGAGCUUCCAACAAAAGGUUUCUGUAAUAACAUGCUCACCAGUCAUUUUGCUUCAAUGCAAACACACAGCUAYCUUCUUUCAAUGAUGGUGUGCAAAACUUAGAGAYCCAACUCAGCUAUGUGGUUUCUCUGACAUUGCCAUCAAACUCAAAACUAUGAAUGCUGUGGAGGCAUUUAMGUUUGGUAAACCAAACUUGUACAUAUAGCAAUCAACUCCUCCCCAAAGGACGCUACUGAGGUWUAUUGUUUCUUAUAUUAAAAGACAACAACUGCA